AUGGUGACCGCUGACGCCCGGCUAUACAUGCUCGUCAACAAAAUGCUCGCCGAGGUGCCGGCCAAGUAUGAGAAUGACCCGGCCGGACAUCCUGAGAUUCGAGAUCUAAAGACACUGUUUGACCUUUUUGACAGUAUUUUGCUCGAACCGCCUUCGUGGGAUAGCUCUGGGCAGAUCGUCACUCCUAUCAACGCCGUGCUAGACUGGCCCAUGGGCACCAGAGCCGGCUUUGCGGCGUUUCUGAACACCAAGUCAACGAGCACCCUGAACACUCGCGAACGCGGCUGGUUCUCGCAAACCGCGCUGAAUAGCCCUCACAUGGUGGACUUCGCGGAGAAUUAUGGCGUGGAUGUUACGAAGCCAGCGGGUGGGUUUACGUCGUGGGACGCCUUCACGCGACAAUUCGUGACUGGCCGUCGCCCUGUCGCCUUUCCCGGCGACCAGAACGUCAUCGUGAGCGCCGCCGAAGCCACGCCCUUCGCGGUCCCGCGAAAGGUCAAUCUCUUCGACACCUUUUGGCUCAAGGGCCAGCCUUAUCCGCUGGCCCACAUGAUGAACAAUGACCACCGCGCCGAGCAAUUUGUCGGCGGCACCGUGUACCAGGCAUUCCUCAGCGCCAACAGCUACCAUCGCUUCCACGUGCCCGUGUCCGGCCAGAUCGUGGACGAGCCCGUCCUCGUCGCGGGGACGUACUACUCGGAGCCGCCGGUCACGGGCUUCAGCCCCGAUGACGACCCCGCGGUCCCGGACCCCGGGGCGGACAAGGCGUCACAAGGGUACACCUCGGCGGUGGCGACGCGCGCCGUCGUCUUCAUGAAGCCGACAACCCGGCGAUCGGCCUCAUGGCCAUUAUUCUCGUGGGCAUGCGAGGUCUCGUCAGCCGAGAUUACCAUGCCCCCGAAGAAGCACUUCGAGAAGGGAGAACAGCUGGGCAUGUUCCACUUCGGUGGCUCGACCCACUGUCUGUGCUUCAGGCCCGGUGUGGACCCGCAAUUCAACUUCCCGGAUAACAUCCCCGGUCCGAACAACACGAUUCAGUGGCCGGUCAGCAGCGCUUGCGUCCUUGGUCGUGCCGAAGACCGCUGCUUAGGCGAGCUGAGGGAGAUACAUAUGUGUUGUCGAACGGGGGGCGUCCCGGUUCUGCCAGCCGGACGGAACCUUCAUUGGUUGGCAUGUCUAGAAUGGGGGAUCUCGGCCUCGGUGUCGAUUGAAUCCUUGUCCUUCCAGCGGCACAGAAGUUGA
Messenger RNA from Fonsecaea erecta, 1242 nucleotides. RefSeq lists its product as hypothetical. Gene Ontology annotation, biological process: phosphatidylethanolamine biosynthetic process. Gene Ontology annotation, molecular function: phosphatidylserine decarboxylase activity. The transcript has 2 exons. Bases 1 to 1242 code for a protein of 413 amino acids. Lineage: Eukaryota; Fungi; Ascomycota; Eurotiomycetes; Chaetothyriales; Herpotrichiellaceae. Gene Ontology annotation, cellular component: mitochondrion. The record is from RefSeq and is a predicted model, not a curated record.